Molecule: messenger RNA, 2257 nt
Organism: Oryctolagus cuniculus (rabbit)
Lineage: Eukaryota; Metazoa; Chordata; Mammalia; Lagomorpha; Leporidae
Gene: VHL
Product: von Hippel-Lindau tumor suppressor
Source: RefSeq, a predicted model, not a curated record
CGCGCAUGCGUACACGCGCGCCUCCCUCCCCGCGGCGGGUCUGCGAGCCCCGGCGCGCCCAGGCCCGGGCUGUCCGUGCGAGACGCGAUUCCCCGGAAGAGGCCGAGACCCGGCGCGGAGAAGGCGGCGCUCGCCAGUGCGGGGAUGGCGGCCGAGCGGCCGCUGCCCGUGCUGCGCUCGGUGAACACGCGCGAGCCGUCCCAGGUCAUCUUCUGCAACCGCAGCCCGCGCGUCGCGCUGCCCGUGUGGCUCAACUUCCACGGAGAGCCGCAGCCCUACCCCACGCUGCCGCCGGGCACGGGCCGCCGCAUCCACAGCUACCGAGGUCACCUGUGGCUCUUCAGAGAUGCAGGGACACACGAUGGGCUUCUGGUUAACCAAACGGAGUUGUUUGUGCCAUCUCUCAAUGUUGAUGGGCAGCCUAUUUUUGCCAACAUCACACUGCCAGUGUACACGCUCAAAGAACGAUGCCUCCAGGUUAUCCGAAGCCUGGUCAAGCCAGAGAACUACAGGAGGCUGGACAUCGUCCGGUCACUCUACGAAGAUCUGGAGGACCACCCGAACGUGCAGAAAGACCUGGCGCGGCUGACGCAGGAGCACUUUGAAAAUCAGCAGUUGGAAGAGGAGACUGAAAACCACAGCUGAAAUCAGCUGCCCAAGGCCCUGGGUGGUCUCCCAGGCACUGCCCUAGGCCCUGGGUGGUCUCCCAGGCACUGCCCUAGGCCCUGGGUGGUCUCCUAGGCACUGCCCUAGGCCCUGGGUGGUCUCCUAGGCACUGCCCUAGGCCCUGGGUGGUCUCCCAGGCACUGCCCUAGGCCCUGGGUGGUCUCCCAGGCACUGCCCUAGGCCCUGGGUGGUCUCCCAGGCACUGCCCUAGACCCUGGGUGGUCUCCCAGGCACUGCCCUAGGCCCUGGGUGGUCUCCCAGGCACUGCCCUAGGCCCUGGGUGGUCUCCCAGGCACUGGCCUAGGCCCUGGGUGUUCUUCUCCCAGGUCCACCAAGUGGAGCCGUGGAACUAGUUAGGGCCUGCUGGGCCCCAGCCCUCCUUGAGAGGGAGUGGUCCGCAGAGCUUGGAGGCUGGGCACUGUGGUAUUUAGAUGCCCACCCUUCUAGAACUACCAGGAGAAAGUAGUUGGAUUUCUGCCUCCUCCUCACGUGCCUUGUGCACAGAAAAUGGGAAGAGAGGUUUGUACAUUGGUUCUGGAGCCCAGGACUCGCUGGUCUGUAAAUAAGUCUUUGCCGAAUGCCGGUGUCUCUGUUCCUUUUCAUAAGGCCGUGUUGUUCCUGUUUGGUUCAGCAUUUUUCAUCAGCAGGGUCUGGUUGACAUUUUCCCCUGGGUGGAGGAGAGGCCAAGGUGCACCGGCCCUGGGCAGCUUCCUCCUAGCGGUGGAGUCUCCUGGUAAUGCUUCCUGGUUUUGUAAAUGUCCGUAUCCUGCCUUAGGGACUGCACUUAAACUUAGUAAAUCAAAUUGAAUACUUCUAGCAGAUGUAGAUCUUUCUAAUGAAUAGAUUUUUUUAGAAGUCCCUCAGUAGAGAAGAAGUUGGAAAAGAGCAGAAGGAUCACUGUAGGUGUGCUAUUCAAAUAUUAGUUAAGCAGAAAACUAACACUGGGAACCAUUUCAGCCUUUUCCGGGACAUACUUUAGUUUUUUACUCAGUUGAAUUCACACUCGGUCUGGUUUUAUUAUAUCCUUCUUCCUUUGACUUUAUCCCUCGGGUUUCCCCCUGCACCAGUAGCACAGACUUCCUUUUGUGAGGGAAGUUUGGGGUGUUUCCUGGUGUGCACGUGCCUCUGGGCUGUGGAGUCAGGGGUGGGCCGGGAGCAGAGGCGGCUGUCUCCUGGCUGGCCUUUCGCUCCCCUGCUGUCUUCCUUCACCGUGAAGUAAGUUGGGUUUGGUUUUGUUUCAGCAUGUUGUGGUGGCGCUCAGUGACGCAGCUUAGUGUUGGGUUUUGUGGGUGUUCCGGGCAGCUGUGUGAGCUCUGGGGGAUGGGCUCAGGGCUUAAGGAUCUGCUGGCCCUGGAGUAGUGCAGCACUGCUUUUUUCUUACCCUAUCUUUGUGUCGAAAUGAGAUUUCACGUUUGUGUGUGUGGCCGUGGGGUCAAGGAAUUCUGAAGGCCUGGAACAGGGACAGGGUCCACCUUUCGCUUGAAUUUUGUGAGUGCAUUCAGUGCAUCGCCCUUAAGACACUCGUUUUUCCUACUUCACAUUUUUUUUAAAAAGCUGUUCUUUAAUACAUUAAAUGGUGCUAAAAAGAGAA